AUGGCCAGCAUUGCGUCGCAGGUUGUCCUUCACCCGGCCACAUCCCACUCUCUAAAGGUACUCGGCACGACCUUAGGGCGAGACAAGCUCUACCGUGCUGUCCAAUACUUCGCGCGGUUCUUUGCGUGGUUCCUUCUUUCUCGUGGCUACAAAAUCCAGGCGGCGAGGUGGGAUGCGCUCAAGGCACACUUGGCUCUGGGACGGAAGUUGCUACGCGUGGGCAAGUUCAUGGAAAAUGCCCAGGCUGUCCUCAGAGCCAUGAACGCGCCAGGAGAGACUGGGGAACGUAUCGCGACCAUUGGCCGCCAGAUCGGCUACUUCGGAUAUCUCGCUCUGGACCAAUUGUCUUGGGCCAUCAAGUUCUACAACUUCAUGCCGUCGACUGCGGCUAAGAUUAACAAGCGUGCCAUGCAGUUCUGGUUCGCGGGGAUCGUGUUCAGCCUCGCGCAUGGGUUGCUCAAGGCCGGUCGGCUGUCUAACGAGGUCAAGAAGCUUCAGAGCCAGUCGUGGACGGAGAAGAGUGCCGAGGCGGAGAGGGACCUCAAACUCCACAACCUCCAAGUCGCCCGAGAUGUACUUCGGUACCAAUUCAUCAUCGAUAUUCUGGACGUCUGGAUCCCCGCCACCAACAUCGGUCUGGUCAACUUCAACGAGGGCGUGUUGGGCAUCUUCGGUUUCAUCACUUCAAUGAUGGCGCUUCGCCAGCAAUGGAACGUUCUGCAGAAGUAG
This is a messenger RNA of Epithele typhae, 729 nucleotides long. RefSeq names its product peroxisomal biogenesis factor. The coding region runs from base 1 to 729 and encodes 242 amino acids. The record is from RefSeq and is a predicted model, not a curated record. Gene Ontology annotation, biological process: peroxisome fission; regulation of peroxisome size. Lineage: Eukaryota; Fungi; Basidiomycota; Agaricomycetes; Polyporales; Epitheliaceae. The transcript has 6 exons. Gene Ontology annotation, cellular component: peroxisomal membrane.